Aureobasidium musti is the source of this 447-nucleotide messenger RNA. The record is from the annotation of a GenBank genome assembly. NCBI's taxonomy places the organism in Eukaryota, Fungi, Ascomycota, Dothideomycetes, Dothideales, Saccotheciaceae.
AUGGCCGAAGCCUACACCGGCGACAGAUCCUCCUACCACUACCAAUACUCCAUCCCCGUCGCCCAACACGGCGCCGACGUCUCCGGCUACUUCGGCCCCGCAGCACCCACCCAAGGCCCCGAAUUCGAGCGCGCCUUCAUGUCCAUCUGGGGCCAAUUCGUCGUAAACUCCAACCCUUCGAUCCCCUCAAACAUUGCCGGUGCUGGUGGCCAAGCUGCUGUCAAUUACCCUCGCUUCAAUGUCUGGAAUCCUGUGCAGGUUAAUCUUAAUCAGACUGGUGGACAUGAGGUUUAUGGCCCUAUUGGGGUGAAUGGUAUUAAUGCUACUGUUUAUCAGGGGCCUGGUUUGACGAAUGACUUUGAGGUUGUUAAUGCGUAUGAUUGGGAGGGAGGAAGGGGUUAUAGAUGUGAUUUCUGGCGGGCCGUAGCGAAAAUCGUCCCUGAGUAG